AUGGCUCGACCGAAACUCACAUUCUACCUGGAUCUCCAGAGUCCGUACGCUUAUCUUGCAUACUACUUCACAAGACAUUCUCAAACAUUCUCGGACUGUGAUAUAACCUAUGUACCCGUCCUCAUGAUCGGUUUGGUGAAAGCUGGCGUAUCGAAUCCACCCUGGAACAUACCGAACAGAGUAGACUAUCUGUGGAAGGACAUUGCACGCUGCGCUGCAGAGGCCAGCGUACCCUGGCGAGCUGGUCUUCCUGCGGACUACCCUCUUGCGCGGACAUCAGAGGUCCAGCGUGUAAUCGCCGCGUGUAGCGAGCUAUAUCCUGACCAUCAGCCUGCCUUGCUCGAUGCGCUGUAUCAUGCUUUCUGGAUCGAGAAGCAGGGUGUCCAGUCGCUGAAGACAUUCCAGCCCAUCAUCGAAGGUGUCCUUGGUGAAAGCCGAGCAGCAGAAGUAGUUCAGCGGAGGCGUGUCUCGCACUCCCAGAGCCUUGAGCAGGAUAUCCAGAGGAUUGUGAGAGCGAACACAGAAGAGGCGACAGCGAGCGGAGCGGUCGGUUUGCCUUGGUUCGUCGCAACGGACGUCUCAGGCAAGAAAGAGGAGUUCUGGGGGUUUGAUCGGCUGCAGACUCACGUUGUCCGCUUCCUUGAGCUGGAGGAUGCGUCGGCGCGUCUGUGA
Saxophila tyrrhenica is the source of this 672-nucleotide messenger RNA. RefSeq lists its product as uncharacterized. Bases 1 to 672 code for a protein of 223 amino acids. Gene Ontology annotation, biological process: glutathione metabolic process. Lineage: Eukaryota; Fungi; Ascomycota; Dothideomycetes; Mycosphaerellales; Extremaceae. The transcript is spliced from 5 exons. Gene Ontology annotation, cellular component: peroxisome; mitochondrion. The record is from RefSeq and is a predicted model, not a curated record. Gene Ontology annotation, molecular function: glutathione transferase activity; glutathione peroxidase activity.